UACUAAGCAACAACUAAAACACUUCCCAAAAACUGCCACGUACCCUUUCAAAAGACUCAGACCAAGCUUUGUCCCUUCAACACUGAUCAAACAAAUUUAUUACCCCCAACUAACUCAUGUGAUGUUAAGAAGAAAAUUAAAGAAAAAAAUGAGAUGAAACCCAACACGAAGUUUCAAUUUUAAUUACCAUAAGAUUUUUCCAUCAUGUCUAAACUUGACUUCGUGUUUGCCUUCUUAUCUAAAAUCAUUGUUAAAGAUUUUUGGACCUUUUUGGAUUCCACAAUCCCAUUUAAACCUCAGAUUUUGUCAUCACAAAUCAUCACCAUCAUGUUCCACCUCCAUCAUCACCACCCCCUUCCAAAGUCUUAACUUUUAGAUUCGUUUUCAUUCAUUUUUUGUUUUUUUUUUUUGUUUUGCCCCCACCCUUAAAAACUCUUAAAACAUGUCAAAACUCUAACCCCUCUCCUUCUUUUUUUUUUUUUUUCUUCUUUCUAUUAUAUCAACCACUCUUACACAAACUCGCAUGAUGGACCUAACCAACACCCACAACAACACAAACUCCCAAACCCAACCCAACGGUUCCCUCAAACACCACCACCCCACCGCCGUGUCACGGCCACCUUCCACGGUGGUUUCCUCCUACAAAGAGUGUCUCAAAAACCAUGCAGCCUCCAUCGGCGGCCACGCGCUCGACGGAUGCGGCGAAUUCAUGCCCUCCUCUUCCUCCAACCCCACAGAGCCACGGUCGCUCACGUGCGCCGCGUGUGGCUGCCACCGUAACUUCCACCGCCGCGACACACAGGAUCAUAACCCCAACCCCAACCCCAACCCCAAUUUCAUAAGCUUCUACCACUCACCCCCGCCGCCACCCCACCGUGGGCCGGGCCCCUCCACGAGCCCAAGCCCAAGCCCGAUGUCGAGCCCAAGCCCACCGCCAAUCUCCCACCAUUUCCCUCCUUCCUCCCACCAUCUCCGAGGCCCCAUCACGGGCUUUAACUUCAACUCUUGGAACCCGAGCGGGAAGAAGAGGUACAGGACCAAGUUCAGCCAAGAGCAGAAGGAGAAGAUGCAAAGCUUCUCCGAGAAAUUGGGGUGGAGAAUGCAGAAAGUGGAUGAAGGAAUGCUGCAAAAUUUCUGCCACGAGAUUGGCGUGUCAAGAGGGGUCUUCAAGGUUUGGAUGCACAACAAUAAGAACUCUUCAAGGAAGAGAUCGUUGGAGCCUCUUGAUAACAAGAUCAACGCAAGUGCUACUGAUAAUAAUAAUAAUAAUCCUUACAACACAAAUGCCUCCAACCAUCACAUUAAUUAAGGUAGUUUUGUUUUUGUUUAUUUUCAUGUUCAUCAUCAUCGUUCAUUUUUUUUUUGUUUUUUGAGGAAGAUGUAAUUGUCUUAAUCUUGAUCCCUGGAGAAACUUAGAAUUGGGAAAGGAGUAGGUAGUUUUUGUUUUGUUUAUUCAUGAUAUCAUAUCUCAGUAAUUUUUGUUUAUUGGUUAUUAUUUUAGCUUUUUGGUAGCUAUUGAAAUGUCGUACCAAAGUAUAUUUUUGUUUAUAAUAACCUCUGAAGUUGGAGCCAUUAAUUCCAUAAAUGUUUCACCCUCUUCUGCUGA
Cajanus cajan (pigeon pea) is the source of this 1606-nucleotide messenger RNA. RefSeq names its product zinc-finger homeodomain protein 10. Lineage: Eukaryota; Viridiplantae; Streptophyta; Magnoliopsida; Fabales; Fabaceae. Gene Ontology annotation, cellular component: nucleus. The record is from RefSeq and is a predicted model, not a curated record. Gene Ontology annotation, biological process: regulation of developmental process; regulation of DNA-templated transcription. Gene Ontology annotation, molecular function: DNA-binding transcription factor activity; transcription cis-regulatory region binding.